AUGAGGGAUGACACCCCCAAUAUCAUUGCUGCGGCUGCCAUAACCCUUCCGCUCGCGACCUUGGCACUCGUAGCUCGACUUUUUGCGCGGAAAAUAACAAAGGCUGGAUAUGGCUCCGAUGACGCCUUUGCCGUUGUUGGCUGGCUGGGAUCAUUGGCCUUGUUGACGAAUGGAAUGAUUUGGAUCAAGGAUGGACUUGGAAAACCCAUGGAGGUUGGACUUACCGACGACUUCACCUUUCAAGACAAGAACCGCCUGGCUUGGAUCCAUUUGUGGACGACGAGCUUUACUUACACGUUCGCCAUCGCAUUCUCGAAAUUCGCCGUCCUCGCCUUUUACUGGCGCCUCUUUCAAUUCUCCGACAUCAGAAUACCCAUCCAAGUCCUCUCAUGUGUCACGGUUUCGUGGUUCCUAUUACGAUUGUUCAUGGUAACACUGCAAUGCCUGCCAAUCACAGUAAUGUGGGACGGAACGCAAGAAGAGAAGCACGCAAAAUGCCAUAUCCGCGAAUCGACCUUUUUCUUCUCGACUGUCCUGACGCAUGUUUUGAUCGACUGCGCCAUUCUCAUUCUCCCGGCCAUUGAAGUUGGCAAGCUUCAUCUUCCAAAAGGCCAGAAAUUUGCUGUCAUUGCGCUGUUUGCGUUUGGCGCCAUGACCUGUCUCGCCUCCAUCUUCGUCCUCAUCGAGUCGUUCAAGUUCAAGUCGGAUUCUAAGGAAAUGACGAUACAAAUGGGUCUUCACUAUGCUUGGUCGAUCGCCGAGUGCAACUUUGCUGUAAUUGCUGCUUGCCUUCCAAUGCUUCGACCUGUCGCUCGUAAAGUCCUGCCAGGAUCAUUCCUCACCUCGGAAAGCGGCGGCCGAUCGACUCAGUUCAGCGCCCCGUUCAAUGUCCCAUUCAGCAAUGGCAUCCGACUCACAGGCGUAUCCAAGACGAGAUCCCGCGAGAACGACGGAGGUAGCUCAACGCACGAACUGUCAACAGGCCCGCCAGAUAUAUACGACAUGGCUGAAUGGCCACACGGAACGCAAAAUGAGAUAUCAAGUCCGUUCAGGAAAUACACGUCCGCCAAGGACUAUGAAGCUAGCGAAACGGUUGGUCGCAUAGAUGAAGAGAGAGGCAUUUCCGCACAACGGCGUGACGAUAGCGUAUGA
Messenger RNA from Fusarium sp. VM40, 1152 nucleotides. The record is from the annotation of a GenBank genome assembly. NCBI's taxonomy places the organism in Eukaryota, Fungi, Ascomycota, Sordariomycetes, Hypocreales, Nectriaceae.